AUGGCCAGUCUGAACUCUCGUGGUUGGGUUCUGCAGGAGCGUCUGCUUGCGCCAAGAACAAUCCAUUUUACGAAAUACCACAUAUACUGUGAGGAUAGUGACGAUAUCUGUGGCGAGGAUUGGGUGCGCCAGAAGUUCAUUUGGAUGAGCUGCAUUGUCAAACCGGCAAACCGCGCUCAGGUGGAUUUAUUUCCGAGCAGGAAGUUCGGCUCCUCCGUCUAUACGGAACGUCAUCUUGGGUCAGAAGAAAUAUCGAUUUGGGCUCAGCGGUCGCUCUACACUAGAGAAUCUGUACCCAGAGUCGAGUAUCCAUGGUUGAAAAUUGCGGAGGCGUUCAGCAAAUGUCAGCUGUCUUACCAGACUGACCGUCUUGCCGCCAUUGCCGGUCUCGUCAUCCAGAAACAGUCAGACGUCGAUGACAUAUACGUCGAUGACCGCAACUUCUGUGGGAUGUGGGAGAAGACUUUGCACAUUGAACUAGGAUGGGUUUCAGCCGGCAAAGGUUCUCUAGACCCGGUAGCGUCUGUCACGAUCAACCAAGGCACUAUCCUUGGCAGACUAGUGACCGACGGCACGUUCCCUGAGCCGUUGGAAGGCUUUAUGGGAAUUCCGUAUGCUCUCCCUCCCGUCGGACAACUCAGAUUCAGACAUGCGGUUCCCGUGGCGGCUGGCAAUGAGACAAUUGAGGCAUACGAGUUGGGUCCAAGAUGCCCUGGGAAACAGCUUGUGCCGUUCACCGACGAUGAGUGGCUCGGCCCGGACUGGGAGAGCGAGGAUUGCUUGACUAUCAACGUCUAUCGUCCUAAAGGUCACACAGCCUCCAACAAGAAAUUGCCGGUCGCGGUGAUGAUUCCUGGCGGUGCCUUCAACCGAGGUGCAGCCAGGAUGCACAACACUCCGUCCAUGUUGGCUUGGUCCGAAGAGCCGUGGAUCGGAGUAUCGAUGCAGUACCGCAUCGGUGUUGCUGGUGGCAUGAACACUGCCUUGACCAAAAAGGAGGGCCUUCUCAACCUGGGUCUUAAAGAUAUGUACGUUGCGCUGGGGUGGGUUCAGAAGAACAUUGCUGCUUUUGGCGGAGAUCCUGAUGAUGUUACUAUUAUGGGAUUGUCGGCUGCGGCACAUGGCAUCGGGCACCUCGUCAUGGACGUGAACCAAAAGAAGAAGCUGUUCCACAAGGCCAUCAUGGACUCUGGUGGUCACACCGCACGUGUGGUGCAUCCGCCCGAGUCUAAGCUGAACGAGGCGCACUUUCAGCAGUUCCUUGAACUCACUGGGUGCGGGAACCGUCCUGAACAUGAAAUCCUUCCUUGCCUUCGCGCACUCCCGUCAUCUACGAUUAUUCAAUCGGGUCAGAAGGUGUACGAGGAGUCCAAUCCUUCGGUUCGCUGGGCAUGGCAACCCGUUCUCGACGGAGACAUCAUCUCAAGACGUCCUAUUGACGCAUGGAAAUCCGGCAAAUGGAACAAAGUCCCAUUAUUCACCGGAUCAGCGCACAACGAGGGCGCAAUGUACGUGCCCAAGUCCGCGUCUACACCGGAAGAUUUUGCAGACUUCUUCCGUACCCUCUUACCGCAACUUUCCGAAAAGGAGAUCGGCGAGGUUGAGAAGCUCUACCCUGAUCCCUCCAAGUAUCCGGAAUCAGAGUACGUGGAAACACGGCCUCUCGACAUUGGUCCUCAGUACAAGCGAGCCGAAGCGGCCUACGGACACUAUGCGUACACCUGUCCAGUCCGCCAGACUGCCAUCUGGGGGAGCAAGUCACCUGAGGAUCCUCCCGUGUAUCUGUAUCACUGGGCGUUGAACAAGACUGCACUCUACGGUGCCAACCACGGCGAUCAGAUGCGGUAUCAAACAUACAACGCUGAAGUCAGGUCCAUCUCACCAAGACAGGAUGAGAUUGCUGGUCUCAUGCACGCGUAUGCCACUUCUUUCAUUGUCCAUGGUGAUCCAAACAAGAUCCAGGGCAAAUUCGAAAAGCGCCCGGAGUGGUUGCCGUUCGCCGGAAAGAAGGGCAAGGACGCGGGAAAGACGAUGAUAUUCGGCGAAGGGAAUGACGAGCGGGCUGGGGGCUCCAAUUUGGGUACCUCGGCAAAGUUCGUGGACUACAAGUGGGCAGAGAAGGAGUGCAACUUCUGGUGGAAGCAAACAGAGAACUUUGAAGAUUAG
This is a messenger RNA of Colletotrichum karsti, 2166 nucleotides long. RefSeq names its product extracellular lipase. The coding region runs from base 1 to 2166 and encodes 721 amino acids. The transcript has 4 exons. NCBI's taxonomy places the organism in Eukaryota, Fungi, Ascomycota, Sordariomycetes, Glomerellales, Glomerellaceae. The record is from RefSeq and is a predicted model, not a curated record.